AUGGCUCGUACCAAGCAGACCGCCCGCAAGUCCGCCACCGGUGCCAAGGCACCGCGCAAGUCGCUCGCCACGAAGGCCGCGCGCAAGUCGGCGCCGGCCACCGGCGGCGUCAAGAAGGCCCACCGCUACCGCCCGGGUACCGUCGCUCUCCGUGAGAUCCGCAAGUACCAGAAGUCGACUGAGCUCCUCAUCCGCCGCCUUCCGUUCCAGCGCCUCGUCCGUGAGCUCGCCCAGGAGUUCAAGGCUGACCUCCGCUUCCAGUCGUCGGCUAUCGCCGCCCUCCAGGAGGCCACCGAGGCCUACCUCGUCUCGAUCUUCGAGGACACCAACCUGUGCGCCAUCCACGCCAAGCGUGUGACCAUCAUGGUCAAGGACCUCUCGCUCUCGCGCCGCAUCCGUGGCGAGCGCGCCUAA
Molecule: messenger RNA, 414 nt
Organism: Thecamonas trahens ATCC 50062
Lineage: Eukaryota; Apusomonadida; Apusomonadidae
Product: histone
Exons: 1
Coding region: 1-414 (137 amino acids)
Cellular component (GO): nucleosome
Molecular function (GO): protein heterodimerization activity; structural constituent of chromatin; DNA binding
Source: RefSeq, a predicted model, not a curated record